Molecule: messenger RNA, 264 nt
Organism: Knipowitschia caucasica
Lineage: Eukaryota; Metazoa; Chordata; Actinopteri; Gobiiformes; Gobiidae
Source: the annotation of a GenBank genome assembly
AUGUUUUGUGUUUUGGACAGACAGUCAGGUGUUGCAGGUCUGCCGAAGCCCCUUUAUCGCAGCAGAGGGGUGCAGGUAUGGCGGUAUAGCAGAGCGGGCCAGGGGAGGCGGAGGGGGUUGGGGUGUCUGAGUUUCCAGACACUGCGGCAGGAGGCCAGACAGUCACCUGAGUGCUCUCUCACGUUAAAACACCUGUGCCACUUCUAUUCCUCAGGUCUGCGAGGCUCUGCAGGUGCCGCUGUCACAGUGAUUUUGGAGCUGUGA